UCGGCAUCACGCCCACCACCCUUUCCGGUUACUCGUUUCUGCCAAAGCCUUCAUGGUCCACAUUUAGCCCACUACAUCUGUGGCUUUUUUUCAAACUUGAUAUUGUAUUUAUAUAAAUUAAUCCAAACAUGGCAGAGGCCAUUCAAAAGAAACUGAAAGCCGAGCUAGAAAAAUAUACUCAGAUGCAAAAAGAUGUUAGCAAGAGCAUGUCAGCCCGACAGAAGCUGGAGACGCAGCUGACAGAAAACAACAUCGUCAAAGAGGAGCUAGAUCUAUUAGAAAGUGCAAACACAGUCUACAAACUCAUUGGCCCUGUCCUGGUGAAACAAGACUUGGAUGAGGCCAAAGCUACUGUGACAAAAAGGCUGGAAUACAUCAACGGAGAGAUUCAGCGGUAUGAGACGCUUCUGAAAGACAUGGAGAAGAAAUCCGACCAGCACCGAGAGCUUUUGUCUAGUUUACAGCAGGAGUUUCAGAAAGCACAAGGCCUUGCUGUAGGAAAAGUCUGACCAAGUGAAGAAGUGCACAAACACACACACACAGACACACACACCACAAAGCUCAGUUUUGGGAGUCCAUUUCAAUGAAAUCGGCUUGUAUCUUUCACUUGCUGGGGCGACUCUUCUGCGCUAACUAAUAAACAUGUUUUUUCAUGA
Messenger RNA from Nerophis lumbriciformis (worm pipefish), 656 nucleotides. It is a transcript of the gene pfdn6, whose product is annotated as prefoldin subunit 6. Gene Ontology annotation, cellular component: prefoldin complex; cytoplasm. The record is from RefSeq and is a predicted model, not a curated record. Gene Ontology annotation, biological process: protein folding; chaperone-mediated protein complex assembly. Gene Ontology annotation, molecular function: protein-folding chaperone binding. Lineage: Eukaryota; Metazoa; Chordata; Actinopteri; Syngnathiformes; Syngnathidae.